This is a messenger RNA of Mycena indigotica, 1236 nucleotides long. RefSeq lists its product as uncharacterized. The record is from RefSeq and is a predicted model, not a curated record. Gene Ontology annotation, molecular function: protein kinase activity. Gene Ontology annotation, biological process: protein phosphorylation. Lineage: Eukaryota; Fungi; Basidiomycota; Agaricomycetes; Agaricales; Mycenaceae. The transcript has 2 exons. The coding region runs from base 1 to 1236 and encodes 411 amino acids.
AUGAAGGUACAGAAACUUGCAGACGCUAUCACUAUCGAAGCUACGACGUUUCAUGCUGAUGACAAUCUCAUGAAGAAGGCAAUACGUCCCAAGAUCGCCGCUCUCCAAAGUGAUGGAAUUCACUCUGCAGAGUGUAAAACAUCCCUCAGACGAGUGCUUGUGAACGCUCCCCUCAACCUUCAUGAAGGCCGAGUCGAUGGGUACAUGACUUACGACACAUUUGUUACCCAAUAUGAUCAAGACAAACUCGUGAGUGAGGGGGACGAAGUACAUCAAGCGGCCCAAGGCGCCCAAAAAUUCAUAGAAUAUUUUCUGCGUCAAGGAUCGCUACCUCAACGACGGGGGCUCAGCUACCCAGCCGUGAUCACCACUAUCCGGCGACACGUCCUCACAGUCUCGUUUUUCAUCCGAAUCACUGAACCCGGUGCAUCUGAGGCAACGGACAGAUAUGAAUGGUCUUAUGAUCGAGUCGCGUCCAUUAACCUUCGCCCUCCGGGUACAAGCACCAAACUCAACGACCAACAUUCCCUUCGCUUGGCCCUCUUUUUUACACGUAUAAAUGCGUUGAAUGUUCUGAUCAGCAGACAUUAUCGAACCGCCACCGCCGCAACAAGCACGACAUAUUGGCCUUUGUGCAAGGAAGCUAUGUGCUCUAACGAUGCAUUCUCUCUCGUCUAUCAAUCCCGUAUUAACCCCAAAGACCCGCGGACGUUCUACGCGAUGUAUAAGCCAACUUCAGACGAUCACCUACAACCCCGUGUCGUAGUGUGCAAACUCAUUUCAUCAAGGUAUGGUUCGGCACUUCAUACUCAUCUUGCGAAACAUCAGCUUGCUCCAUCGCUGCUACAUCUGAACCCACUUCCAACCCCUCUCAAUUUCCGCUUAGUAGUCAUGGACAAAAUCGACGCAAUCUGCGAAACUACCGGAAGCAAUGUGAACGGGGAGCGUCGGCAGCAGCUGACCCGACUUUUGGAGAUUUUGCGACUGAGUGGUCUUGUCCAUGGUGAUCUGCGGCCCCAAAACAUCCUCUUUUCCACCGACGGAGUCAAAAUUAUUGAUUUUGAUUGGGCGGGCGCUGAUGGUACAUCCUAUUAUCCGUUGAAUCUCAACGAGACUCUGGUCUGGCACAAGGGUGUCAAGGGGGGCAGUGCGAUGCAACAUGAGCAUGACCGGUUUCAGGUGGAUUUGUUGUUGAACCCAGAUGGAGUCCACAGUGUCGACUUGAAAAACGACUAG